Australozyma saopauloensis is the source of this 645-nucleotide messenger RNA. RefSeq names its product Pga34p (gene PGA34). The transcript has a single exon. The record is from RefSeq and is a predicted model, not a curated record. NCBI's taxonomy places the organism in Eukaryota, Fungi, Ascomycota, Pichiomycetes, Serinales, Metschnikowiaceae. The coding region runs from base 1 to 645 and encodes 214 amino acids.
AUGAACCCAUUGUCCGUUGUUUCUGUGUUGGCCGUUGCUGCUUCUGUUGCUGCUAAUGUGACUACUAUCACUUCUACUCUUACUGUGACCACUACCCUGUACUCUCCUCAGGAAUUGCAGCUGAUUGCAUCUCAGGCCUCUCUUCUGGCUGCAAGUGCUGCUUCUGUUUCCGGCGCUUCUGUUGCCUCGGUAUCUGCUGCCUCUGUGUCUGCUGCUUCCGUGGCUUCUGCUUCUGCUGCUUCUUCUGCCUCUGCUGCUUCCGUAGCUUCUGCUUCUGCUGCCUCUGCUUCAGCCGCUUCUGUCUCGAGUGUGUCGGCAGCUUCUUUGAGCUCAUUCCUCUCUGCAAGCUCUCAAUCUGCUGCCUCUGCAUCUCUCACUAAGCAGGCAUCCUCUUCUGUGACCGGCUUGACUGCCUUCAACGGAAUUGUUGCUGUCGCUUCAGGUUUGAACUUCUCUCUGGUCCACUCCAACAGCUCUUCUUACCACAUGAGCUCGACUCCACUCACAUCCCUGGCCCGUGCUUCUAGCACCGGAUCCAGCGCUUCUGCUAGCCAAUCUGUUUCUUCAAGAACUUCCCAAGCUGGCGCAGGAACUGUGGGUGUGGCAUUUGGAGUGUUGGCUGCUGUUGCUGCCAACUUGUUGUAG